Aspergillus clavatus NRRL 1 is the source of this 1317-nucleotide messenger RNA. It is a transcript of the gene ppmA, whose product is annotated as type 2C protein phosphatase PTC7. The record is from RefSeq and is a predicted model, not a curated record. The transcript has a single exon. The coding region runs from base 1 to 1317 and encodes 438 amino acids. Lineage: Eukaryota; Fungi; Ascomycota; Eurotiomycetes; Eurotiales; Aspergillaceae.
AUGAUCCCGCUGGCUUCGUCCGGUAGAGCCUGCGGUUCCGCCUGCAGCAGCCUACAAAUCGUCGCACGAGAUAGAUUAUUCUCGUUCGCGACAAGCAGUUCAACAUGGCCCCCCUUCCCUUACCCGAAGCGAUUGCGCCUGUCUCCUCCCUACAGUUCGCCGCUUUCCCGCAGAGCCUUCCAUGCGACCUCGCCCUCCGGCCUUGAUGCUCCGCGCAUCUCCUACCGUGUUGCAGCCUCGUCCUCGGCCAAGGGCCGUCGAUUCCACCCCUCCACGAAUUCCUACGAUUUCACACCCAGCGUGCAGGAUGCUAUCGGCGUGAUCACGGAAGAGGUGGAUUCAGCCACCAGACGCAAGAAAAGGCCUGAUAGCGGGGAGGAUGCAUUCUUCGUGAGCCGCGUUGGAAGCCGAGAUUCCGGUGCAGUUGCCUUUGCCAUUGCAGACGGAGUUGGAGGUUGGGCAGAGUCCAAAGUCGACCCGGCGGACUUUUCGCACGGCCUGUGUCGCUACAUGGCCGAAGCGGCCGUGUCCUGGGACUCUCCAAUCGAGAAGCUGCGGGCAAAGGGUCUGCUCCAGGCAGGCUACGACCAAGUGGUGGCCGACAAGUCGAUCCGAGCCGGCGGCAGUACGGCCUCGGUUGGGGUUGGACUGGCCGACGGGCGAGUCGAGCUGGCCAACCUAGGCGACUCGGGCUCGGUCCUCCUUCGUCGCGCCGCGGUACACCACUACUCAGCCCCGCAGACGCACGGCUUCAACACACCCUACCAACUCAGCAUCAUCCCGCCGCGCAUGCGCGCCCAGGCAUCGAUCUUCGGCGGCGCCUUCCUCGAGGACUUCCCGCGCGACGCGGCCGUCACAACCCUGCACAUGCAGCACGGCGACGUCCUCAUGCUCGCCACCGACGGUGUCUUCGAUAACCUGAACAAUCAGGACAUCCUGAAGCUCGUCACCAGCCGCAUGGUCCUGACCGGCGCAUGGACCGCGACCCCCGAAAUGGGCAUCAAGGUCUCCGACGAUCUCGCCGACCUGACCAGCCCGGACGGCCUGGCCUCCCUCUUUCCCCCGCCUGACACUGCUGCCGCAAGCCCCUCCGGCAAACCCGCCCCAUCCGCCCAGCCACCCACCCUCCAAUCCGUCCUGGCUGCCACCAUCGCCGGCGAAGCCAAAUUAGCCAGCAUGGACCUCCGCCGCGACGGGCCCUUCGCCAAGGAAGCCCAACGCUAUUACCCAGGUGACUACUACCACGGCGGCAAGGUCGACGAUAUCUGCGUCGUGGUCGUCGUCGCUGUCGAGGAGGGCCGGGGCUCCUCUGCCUGA